AUGGGUGGCCAACCAACCAGCCAGAGAAAGAAGGCCAAGCACACGCGUUCGCGACUGGGAUGUGGUGUAUGUCGGACCCGACGCGUCCGCUGUGACCAAACCCGUCCGGUGUGCAACAGAUGUUCUUCCACCAAACGCAAAUGCGAUGGAUAUACAGAGGCACCUAAGGCUCUCGCCUCUUCUCUCCAUCAGCUGACCCUCCUCCCCAAAGGGCCGGCAUCAGCCGUCCAGAUUGAGUUUAAGGAAUCCUAUGCAUUACGACAUUUUCUCCACAGCACAUCCAAGGAACUGGCUGGCGACUUUGAGGAUGACUUCUGGCGCUGCUUAGUACUUCAAGCCUGCAUCAAGCAGUCAUGCGUUCGCCACAUGGCGGUGGCCUUGGCCUGUUUGCACGGCUGUCUGGAACCACAGACUGACAUGGUGCCCAUCGCGGGCCAGCUGAAGAGCCAGGCCCUCUCUUACUACGGUAUGGCCAUUCGUCGACUCAACAGCCUUAUUGAUCGAUCUGGGUGGUCUCAAAUAGAAUCCAUCCUAAUGUGCUCCAUCUUAUGUAUUCUGUUUGAAUGGCGCCAGCAAAACUACGCCUCAGCUCUCACACAUCUCCGGAGCAGCUUGCACGUUCUCCAGCAGUGGUUCUUUCAUGCCAAUGAUACCAGUCAUGGCUCGAGUAGAAAGAUGGUAAAGGUGGAUGAUCAAUUUAUACGCCGCACUCUCUUGCCGGCCUUGGCUAAAUUGGAGGUGCAGAGUGUCUCUCUUUUGGGCGGGUACACUUCAAGUAUUUCCAAUCUUGUCGGCGAGCUCAGGCCGGACCUGGAAUUCAACACUCUCCCAGAAGCAAAGGAGAGCCUCUUCCGGAUUAUUGCUCAGGUUUACCUCCGAGCCCCCAAUGUGACUCCAGCCGAUCUGUCUCUCUUCAGGGCCCAGCAGGCCCAAUGGUCCGAAAGGCUGGAUAUUGUUCUGUCGCGCCAACCUCUCAAUACCGACGCUUACUUGAAAGGCAAAGCGGCCGUGCAGGCCAUCACUCUUUGCAUAUGGCGCAGGACUACCUAUCUCAUGGCCCUGAAGGAAAGUAUGAAAGAAUUCCAAUUUGAUUGGCUCUCUGGCGAAUUCUGGGGCAUCUUUGAACUUUGUGAAAGACUCGUAGGGAUGCAGCAGUCAUCAACAUUCACGGCUGACCUAUCAGUGGUCCUCGUCCUCUACUUUGUUGCAUUUCAUGCCCCUGAUUUUACCCUGAGACAAAAGGCCAUCAUACUUCUUGAGGCUUCCAGGCGGUAUGAGGGCAUCUGGAAUAGUGGGUUGGCGACUCUGGUCGCGAAGAAAGCGUAUGGGGCCGCCGAGCAGGGCCUGCUUGACAUAGAUGAGGCAAUCACCCAGUCGUUUUGGGACCUGGAGAUCAUAGACGGUCCAGAUUAA
Molecule: messenger RNA, 1413 nt
Organism: Fusarium tjaetaba
Lineage: Eukaryota; Fungi; Ascomycota; Sordariomycetes; Hypocreales; Nectriaceae
Product: Zn2 Cys6 DNA-binding protein
Exons: 2
Coding region: 1-1413 (470 amino acids)
Biological process (GO): regulation of DNA-templated transcription
Molecular function (GO): zinc ion binding; DNA-binding transcription factor activity, RNA polymerase II-specific
Source: RefSeq, a predicted model, not a curated record